This is a messenger RNA of Lotus japonicus, 2149 nucleotides long. RefSeq names its product pentatricopeptide repeat-containing protein At2g36240. The transcript has 3 exons. Gene Ontology annotation, molecular function: protein binding. The record is from RefSeq and is a predicted model, not a curated record. Lineage: Eukaryota; Viridiplantae; Streptophyta; Magnoliopsida; Fabales; Fabaceae. Bases 65 to 1528 code for a protein of 487 amino acids.
CUUUGAAUUUUACUUCUUCUCUCUCACUCACUGAUUCAUAACCGAAGCAGAAAAUUGAACUCCGAUGAAGAAGAAGUUACUGCAACCAAUCACAAAACCAGCGGUUUCUUCACUCCUCAACCCUUUCCUCCCACCGCCACCAGAAGCAGUGGCAUCUCUUCCUCCUCCUCCAACUCUCACUCUCACUCCCACCCCUCACUACGACCGUUUCCUCCACUUCCUCAGCAACCACCUCUCUCCACCUUUCACCGCCGACACCCUCGUCCACUUCCUCAAAUCGAAGCUCCACCACCACCCUUCCUUCACCCACUACGACUUCCACAUCUUCACCUGGGCCUCUUCCCUCCCCACCUUCCGCCACACCCACUCCUCCUUCGAAUGGAUGGCCCGCACCCUCGCCGUCACCCAGCGUUUCCCCCACCUCCGCACCCUCCUCACCUUCAUCGCCUCCAACCCUUGCCCCUGCUCCCCCGCCAUCUUCUCUUGCCCCAGAACCGAACCCAUCUUCCGUUUCGCCAUUCACGCUUUCUGCAAUGCCUCCAAGCUCGACGACGCCCUCUUCGCCUUUCGCUCAAUGCGGAGGUUGAUCGAUGGCAGGCCACAUGUCUCCGUCUGCAACAUUCUGAUUCACGGGUUUGUCAAAUCCGGUAGGCACGAUAAAGCUCUUGAGUUUUACAAUGAGAUGGUUAGAGAUAGGGUGAAGCCUGAUGUUUUUACUUUCAAUAUCUUGAUCAGUAGUUAUUGUAAGAAUUCGCAGUUCGGAUUGGCCUUGGAGAUGUUUAAGGAGAUGAAGAAAAUGGGGUGUGAUCCAAAUGUGGUUACUUUCAAUACUUUGAUUAAGGGGUUGUUUAGGGAGGGAAGGGUUGAGGAAGGGAUUGGGAUGGCUCAUGAGAUGAUUGAAUUGGGGUGUCAAUUUUCCAUUGUCACUUGUGAGAUUUUGGUUCAUGGGCUUUGUAAGGGAGGAAGGGUUUUGCAGGCGUGUGAAAUAUUGGCGGAUUUUUCCAAGAGGGGGGUUUUGCCGAAAGAGUAUGAUUAUUUUGAUUUGGUGGAAGCUUUGUGUUGGGAAGGAAAUGUUGAUAGAGCCUUGGAGCUUAUUUAUGAGUUGUGGGAUAGAGCAAAUGUUCCGAGUUUGAUUGCUUGUACUGUGAUGGUUGAUGGUUUGAGAAGGUCGGGGAAGACUAGAGAAGCUCGGAGAUUGGUGGAAAAAAUGCUUACAGAGGGUAUGGUACUGGAUGUUGUGACUUUCAAUGGUGUCCUUCAAGAUAUUUGUAACAAGCAAAGGACGGAAGAAGCAAAUAAUUUGAGAUUGCUUGCUACAAGCAAGGGUUUGGAACCUGAUUGCAUGACAUAUGAAAUUUUGGUUACUGGGUAUGCAGGAGAGGGCAGUCAAAAGGAAGGAGAGUUAGUGGUGGAUGAAAUGUUGGAUAGGGGGUUUAUACCUGAUCUUGCCUCUUAUAACAGGUUGAUGGAUGAGCUAUCUAAGCGUCAACGCUCUGCAUGCCUUCGACUCAACAAAUUUGGCCGCUGAAAGCCUGAAACUUCAGACAUUUGAGUUGGUUUUCUGUGCACAUUGUAAGAUGAUUGUGGAAUGACUGAGAAGUAAACCUGCAAAAAACUCAGUUGAUGGAUAAGAGUGGUUUUGCUUAAAGAUGAAGGGUUCCAGAGAUGUCUUAUUGGACCUAAGAGGGGAUGGUAAAUGGUGAUUGGGGGAUCUAAUCCCCCCACCAUAAGUCCAUAACUACAAGGAAUGCUGAAGUUGAGAAGCCAAACCCAGCUAGGCAGCAGUGCUGAAGAGUACUUCAAUGAUUGCAGUAACUUCAAUGAGACUGAAGAAUUUCAGGGGCUUAAGCUCAUUUCUUGUCACCUGUAAAUUACUGCUGGCAGUGCAGCCUCCACACACUGCAUUCUUUGAAUGCAUUAUAUUACAUGUUGCCCAGGUGAAUGGAGCUGGGUUCUGCUAGACUGCAAUCUCCUUAAUGAUCAUCACCAAGUUAGGCUCCAAUGAUCUUACCAUAUACCUUGGAAUUGGAAUCUAUGUGUUCUGGUAGAAGUAAAUUUGUUAAAAUGCAGUCACCUAAGUAUGUAUUUAGUAGUCUUCUCGGUGAUGUACAGAUGGACUAGGAAACCAAUAGAAAAAGAUUCAUUGUUA